AUGUCAUCUUCCAUCCCUUCGCAGUCCGCACCCGCGGAGCCCCAGACCAAGAUUGCACUUGAAUCAAAAGUCAUCGCUAUCACCGGUGCAAACCGAGGAAUCGGACUCGGUGUCGCAGAAUGUUGUCUCGUUAACGGUGCUGCCAAGGUCUACUCCAUCGACAUCGGCGAAACUGGUGAUGAAUUCCAGGCAUUGUCUACGCGUUUCCCAAACCAAGUCUUCGCAGUCCAAGCCGAUAUAACACAGGAGGCUAGCAUCUCCGCCGCCGUGGAUAAAAUCGUUGAGGAGGCCGGUGCGCUUCACGGGAUGGUCGUGAAUGCAGGACGAACGAACCACAAGGCCGCGCUGGAUUUCACGACCGAAGAGAUCGAGGCGCUAUUUUCCGUAAACCUCUUUGGCGCAUUUUACACGGCCAGGUGUGCCGCCCGCGCAUUCAUUGAGCUCGGAAUCAAGGGGGCGAUUGUGUUCACAGCUUCGAUGGCUUCUUAUCGUCCUAACAAGCGCGUUCCAUCCACCCCCUACGGCGCGUCCAAAGCUGGCAUUCGAAACAUGACACACACCCUUGCUAUGGAGUGGGCUCAGUAUGGCAUUCGCGUGAAUAGCGUCUCGCCUGGUCUUGUGAAUACCGCAAUGACAUAUUGGGUCCCUCAGCAGCCCGAUUGGGAGCAGCAGUUGAAAUACUACGGUGGAUUUCCACGCCUGGCGGAGGUUCAAGAGCUCGGCGGUGCAUAUGUGUAUCUCUUGAGUGAUGCUGCGAGCUACACAACCUCGAUCGAUAUUCCUGUCAAUGGUGUCAUUGGAAUUUGUUAA
Molecule: messenger RNA, 810 nt
Organism: Penicillium waksmanii
Lineage: Eukaryota; Fungi; Ascomycota; Eurotiomycetes; Eurotiales; Aspergillaceae
Exons: 5
Coding region: 1-810 (269 amino acids)
Cellular component (GO): intracellular anatomical structure
Molecular function (GO): oxidoreductase activity, acting on NAD(P)H, oxygen as acceptor
Source: RefSeq, a predicted model, not a curated record